GCACUGACUGUUAUCGACGACGACAUGGCGCAAAAGUUUGUUGCCGACGGGAACAACGGAGGCCCUGGUGAGAUCAGCGCGGCUCCGCAUGACAAGCACAUCCGUGCGGCCUUUGAUGCCACGAUCUCUGCUCUCUGCCGGAGAAGAGACAUCGCAAGGGUGAAUCAAGUCGUUGAGACCAUGGUGAACUGCAAGGUGGAGCCGAGCUCGUCUACCAUCGCUGCUCUUGCAAGGAUCAUGCCGCUGGAUUCGACAGGGGAAAUCCUCGCCGUCAACCAUCAGCAUACGAAGGGGGCCAAUCAAUUGAAUCUCACGUUGAUCAGAAAUUUUUCCAAACAUCUGUUCAACAACGUUGAAGCUCGGAACGCAAUGCUGUCCAGGGCUGCAAGCAGCAGCGUCACAGAACUGGAGUUGUUGUGGCAGAAGCUCCUGCAGGACAGCUGGGAGCCUGACAUUUGUAGUUUCAACAUCCUCCUUGCAACCUACGCCCGCCUUCGCGAUGUUGAGAGGGCAUGGAUGACUUUCGAGCUGAUUAAAGAGAAACGACUUGUUCCCACUGAGAGCACGUGCGUAUCGAUGAUCGUUGCUCAUUCAAAACUCAAGAGACAAGAUCAAGCCGCGUUUCGCGUCGUGGAGUUUGUCCAAGAGAUGAAGAGGAUGAAGAUCGAUCACACUGUUAAAACUGCCGCGGCCCUCAUCCGGGUUUACGGUCAACUCGGACUCUGCGAUCAAGCGUUGAUGGUCUUGGAUGAGUUGAAGAAAUUGGACAUCGAGCCGAACAUCAA
Molecule: messenger RNA, 785 nt
Organism: Guillardia theta CCMP2712
Lineage: Eukaryota; Cryptophyceae; Pyrenomonadales; Geminigeraceae
Exons: 13
Molecular function (GO): protein binding
Source: RefSeq, a predicted model, not a curated record